Molecule: messenger RNA, 330 nt
Organism: Penicillium mononematosum
Lineage: Eukaryota; Fungi; Ascomycota; Eurotiomycetes; Eurotiales; Aspergillaceae
Product: CVNH domain-containing protein
Exons: 2
Coding region: 1-330 (109 amino acids)
Source: RefSeq, a predicted model, not a curated record
AUGGGCUUCCACAGAUCAUCCAAGGGCAUCAAUAUUAGGGAUAAGCAUAUCCUCACUGCUUACUGCCAGCGGCCCUCCGGGGAAUCUAGAUAUUCAGAGUUGGAUCUGAAUGAAUUUAUUGGAGCAAACAAGGGACAACUGGCCUGGGGCUCCCACGACUUCUCGAGAAGUUCACGCAACGUCAACUUCCAGCUAGAAGGUCCCGAAAACAAUCCCAUGCUGUAUGCCCAACUCGAAGAUAGCGAAGGAAACGUCCGAGAGAGCCAAAUGAACCUGGCAGAUUGCAUCAAAAACGAAGAUGGCCAUCUGAGCUUCAUGGAAUGUUUCUAG